AUUGGAAGAGGGAUCAACUUGUAGGAAAGGGAUAUGUGAAGACAAACAGUUUCACAAAUGUGAGCUGAUACACUGUGAAGAAAUGGAUCAGACAGCAUGUCAAAGAAACACUGACCAGAAACAGCAUAGCACCACUCCAAAACUGACCAAAGUUAUUGAAAAUCCCAUGUACAUUGGAGAUAGCCAGAAUUUUGUGCCACCAAGGCCACCAGCAAGAUACCAUUCAGAAGAACAAAGACCAGUCUCCAGGCAACAGUCCUUGAAACAAAAGGCUUUAGCCCAUUCUAAGUCUUUGAAAGAAUAUGUGAAAAGAGAAACAGUAUCAUUCUUUGGUUUGAAUGACCAUGACCCCACUGAAAGAGAAAGAUGGGCUGAGCGACGCAAUAGGUUGCUUAGCCGGAAAUGUGGAGGGCUAAAGCACUGCCCAGAAGAGAGAAGGCAGCAGUCAGUACCCCAUUCCGUCCCAGCUUCCUUACAGUGGGGUUACCAAGGUGAUGCUGAUGUACCUGAUCAUGUUAGAAGAGUCACCACUCAUCCUUCAGGCCUAGAAGAAAACAAGGCUUCUAAAGAUUCCGUUUAUAAAAUGACAUGGAAUGGCUUAAGCUUUCUGGCUUUGAAUGUGAAAAGAAGACUUUCAGCUCCUUACUCUCAAAAUAGUAGGCCACCUCAAAGAAAACUGUGUCACACUACAUCAGCAUUCAUCAAAGAUGAUCAAAUGAUUUCUAGUCCAAAGCCAAUCAACCAAACUGUAGAAACAAAAAUAACUGAGGAAAUGUUUUUUGCGAAACCACCACCAACUCCUGAACUGAUAACAGAUUUAGAAUCGUCAUCUUUUAGAAGAAUUCUGAAACCUGUGGAAACUGGAGAAGACCAAGUUGACAGACCAAGUUCUCACUCUCGAGUGUGGCACAGACCUUCAGUAGCACAUGAACCUUCUUCUCCAGGACCCAUGCAGCAAGUAUGGGAGAGGAUGUUAAGUAAAGCAUUUGAUAACUCAGACAGAAGAGAGUAUGGGAUGGGAGUAGUAGGAAAAUUGUUUAAAAGAAGUUUUCGUAAAGAUCGUUUCACAUCUAACAUCAAAGAACAACUUGAAGAUAUAGAAGACAGUAGGCCUUAUUUUACUUAUUGGGUGACAACUGUGCAAAUUUUGAUUACUGUGAUCUCCUUAGCUGUGUACGGUUUUGGGCCAGUGGGGUUCCAUAAGACACAGCGAUCUAGUCAGGUGCUAGUCACAAGACUUUCUCUGGAGCAAGUGGACUACUUUGAACCAGAUAACUUUUGGGUAGGACCAAGAGCUGCUGACUUGGUACACUUGGGAGCUAAAUUUACUCCCUGUAUGCGUAAAGACAAAAAUAUUUUUGAUGCAGUUAAAAAAGAUCGGGAUAAAGAAAGGGAUACUGCAUGUUGUGUGCGAAACGAUCAAUCAGGAUGUGUACAGACCUCACGCAGCAAAUGCUCGCAUUUCACACGAGGAUUGCUGACAGGGAAAAUAAUUUCAUCAUGGAAGAAGUGGAACAGAACUAACCCAGGACCUCCAACACGUAUGCUGAAUUCUGAACAAGCAUUGUCUCAUAUUGAAUCUACAUUCAGAAGGCUUUCAGGGUCUGUAUGUGGCCAGGACCCUCGAUACUGUGAGGAACCUGCUUCUGCUCACCCUUUUGAAUGGCCUGAUGACAUCACAAAAUGGCCAAUAUGUAGACGACCAAUCCAAGGUGGAGACCAAGCUGAUGCUCACAUGGCCUGUGAAGUAAUUGGUCGACCUUGUUGUGUGGGGAUUUAUGGUGAAUGUCGCAUCACAACGAAAGAAUAUUGCGAUUUUGUAAAAGGAUUUUUCCAUGAAGAAGCAGCAUUGUGUUCUCAGGUGUCCUGUUUAGAUGAUGUUUGUGGAAUGAUACCAUUUUAUGAUCCUGAAUUACCUGAUCAGUUUUACCGCCUUUGGACAUCUCUGUUUCUACAUGCAGGGAUUGUACACCUUUUUGUUACAAUAGUUAUCCAGUACUACUUCAUGAGAGACCUGGAGAAACUGACAGGUCCUUUGAGAAUAGGAAUCAUCUAUAUCAUAUCAGGGGUUGCUGGAAAUCUUGCAAGUGCAAUCUUUGUUCCAUACAGAGCUGAGGUUGGCCCAGCUGGGUCUCAGUUUGGACUAUUAGCUUGCUUUAUAGUAGAAGUCAUUCACUGUUGGCCAAUCAUGAAACGGCCAGGUGUGGCUCUGCUUCGUCUUCUCGGUGUGGCUCUCAUCUUGUUUGUUUUAGGCUUGCUACCAUGGGUUGACAACUACUCUCACCUCUUUGGUUUCAUAUUUGGCUUCCUCUUGUCCUAUGCACUUCUACCAUUUCUCUCUUUUGGCACAUAUGAUCGUACAACUAAAAUCAUUAUCAUUGUACUCUGCCUUGUGGUGGUGACUCUCCUGUUUUUUGGGUUAGUGGUCUUAUUUUAUGUAUACCCAAUUCACGAGUGCUCCUUCUGCAAAUAUUUCAACUGCAUCCCUUUCACCCAUGAUUUUUGUGAAACCCAAGACAUCAGUGUUCUACGGAAGGAAGAGUUCUGAUAGCAACUGUGAAGACUGUAAAAUCCUUGAAGUGCCAACUUUGUGACUGGAAUUUUAGCAGUGUGCUAGAACUGUUUUUUUAUAAAAGAGCUUUGAUUUGUAUAUUUUAAUAAAUUACUUCAAUUUUGCA
Messenger RNA from Limulus polyphemus (Atlantic horseshoe crab), 2678 nucleotides. Its product is annotated as inactive rhomboid protein 1-like. Gene Ontology annotation, cellular component: endoplasmic reticulum membrane. The transcript has 18 exons. The record is from RefSeq and is a predicted model, not a curated record. Lineage: Eukaryota; Metazoa; Arthropoda; Merostomata; Xiphosura; Limulidae. The coding region runs from base 83 to 2548 and encodes 821 amino acids. Gene Ontology annotation, molecular function: serine-type endopeptidase activity. Gene Ontology annotation, biological process: regulation of protein secretion; regulation of epidermal growth factor receptor signaling pathway.